AUGACUAAACUAUCUGGACUAAUAUUCGUCCUAAUUUUAAUAAUAAUAAGUACCUCAAUUUCCGAAGCCGUCCCAUCAAGCAUACUCGAAGAGCGGUCGCCAUUAUACCGAAAGGAACUUAGAGGAUUUACACUUCGUUCUGCGGUUCCAAGUUCUGAUAAAACAUGGGAUAAUUGGGCCGGAACUAUCCAUUUGGCGCCUGAAGCAAUUUUCAGACCAACCACGCUCACCGACCUUCAAGAUAUUGUGAACUUGGCAAGAACAAAUGGGAAAACAAUUCGAUGUGCCGCUGAGGGGCAUACCUAUAGUUCGUUGUCAGUGACAAAGAAAUAUUUGGUGAUAGUCAAUAAUUUAAAUAAAAUUCAAGUGCUGCAAAGCAAACAGUAUGGAUGGGUCAUUACUGCGGAAGCUGGCACUCAAAUUAGUGAAAUCGAUCAUGCACUACGAACUAAUAACCCGCCGUUGGCCCUUUCUUCGGCAACUGUGCUGGACGAAUUUAGAGCUGCGGGUGUUGUUGCAACUGGGUCGCAUGGCGCAAAGUUCGCAUUAGGCCUCAUUGCUGAUCAUGUUGUUUCGAUGAAGAUCGUCGCCGCUGAUGGCAAGGUGUAUGAAUUCAGUGACAUAACGAAUCCUUUGGAAAUGAGUGCCGCCAGAGUUAACUUGGGCUUAUUUGGUAUCAUUUAUUCUGUGACAUUACGCACGGAGCCAAUGUUUAAUUUUCGUUUGACAGAUACUCUUCCGUUAGCCAAAGAUUUCCUUGUUCCAUCUGUUAUCAAGCAAUUGGUUGAAUCUUCGGACGGUGUUGAAAUCUUUUAUUGGCCAUUCAACUCUUACAACCAAAGCGCACCGCAACCACUUGAUCCGACUAAGGAUAAAAUGUGGGUAAAGCAAUGGGUGCGAACCGACGAACAACCAACUUUGACUCCAGAACAAAUUAGUGCUUUACAUGAUGCUCAAAACAAGAGUUCUUUGCAAGGCAACCAGGUAUAUCAGUUAUUACUUCAAAACCCGCAAGCUACGCCGAAUGUUACUGCAUCGAUUUGGCUUGAGGGGCCAGGAAAAAUGCCGACAAGCUUCGUACUUCAGGCUCCAGACGCGAUCCAUUAUGAAGCCGGUAUCGGUAAUAUCCCGGAUGAAACAUUAGAGUUUGUAUUUAAAGUGGAUCCGGAUUAUGCUAAUGUUGCUAAGGAAUUUCAGGCUAUCAUCAAUGCGACCUACGCAGCCGCAGCACAAAAUUCUUUCCCGCUUAACCUAGUUGCCGAGGCACGAAUCCUAAAAUCGACGCGGACUUUACUCGCACCUAGCUUCAACCUAGAUCCGAAUGCUGUUUACUGCUUUAUGGAAGUGACCUCUUACCAUUAUACUCCUGGCUACCAAACUUUUGCUGCAAUGUUUGGGCAAAGAUGGAUCCAGACUUAUAAAGCGAAACCUCAUUGGGCUAAAGAAUGGGAAUACGUACCUAAUAUAAAAUCAUAUCUUUCCCAAGCUUACAAAGAGCAAAUUAAUAUCUUUGAGAAAAUACGCGCAAAAUAUGAUCCAGACAAACUGUUCUUCGAUAAUGAGUCAUUGCAAGAAAUUUUCCGUGGUGCUCUCACUAACUAA
This is a messenger RNA of Ambispora leptoticha, 1602 nucleotides long. The record is from the annotation of a GenBank genome assembly. NCBI's taxonomy places the organism in Eukaryota, Fungi, Glomeromycota, Glomeromycetes, Archaeosporales, Ambisporaceae.